Molecule: messenger RNA, 1251 nt
Organism: Psilocybe cubensis
Lineage: Eukaryota; Fungi; Basidiomycota; Agaricomycetes; Agaricales; Agrocybaceae
Exons: 10
Coding region: 1-1251 (416 amino acids)
Biological process (GO): protein phosphorylation
Molecular function (GO): ATP binding; protein serine/threonine kinase activity
Source: RefSeq, a predicted model, not a curated record
AUGUACCAGGCACAUUUUGACGUGUCUCGCAACUCAGAAAUAUCGCUUCAAUGUUACAUUCGUGCAGAGGAGCCCAAGUGCGGAGGAGAUGGCCUUGCUGACGACCUUGGCAACGACAUCUUUCUCGGUGGACUCAAAUUUGUCCCUAAUUUUGAUGAAAUGGGCAAUCACGACCAGUGGUAUAAUUUCGUUGGUGGUGCUGGGAAGAUUCAAAUCGGUGUCCAGUACCAACCUCGUUAUGGACAAUCUGUGACUAUGGAUGAUUUCGAGUUGAUGACAGUCAUUGGGAAGGGCAGUUUCGGCAAAGUUCUACAAGUUCGCAAACGAGAUACGUCUCGUAUUUAUGCAUUGAAGACUAUCCGAAAAGCCCAUAUCGUAGACAGAAAUGAGAUUACACACACACUAGCGGAACGUUUGGUGCUUGCACAAGUCGACAGUCCUUUCAUUGUUCCCUUAAAAUUCAGUUUCCAGUCAGAACAGAAGCUGUAUCUAGUCCUUGCUUUUGUCAAUGGUGGAGAGUUAUUCCACCAUUUGCAACGAGAGCAUAGAUUCGACGAGCAGCGUGCACGAUUCUACAGUGCUGAAUUGCUCCUUGCUCUAGAACAUCUUCACGAGCUGGACGUGGUCUAUCGUGAUUUGAAACCAGAGAAUAUUCUUCUUGACUAUACAGGACACAUCGCUCUCUGCGAUUUCGGUCUGUGUAAACUUAACAUGAAGGAUAACGAAAAAACCAAUACUUUCUGUGGAACCCCUGAAUACUUGGCACCAGAAAUUCUCUGUGGAAAUGGAUACGAUAAAUCCAUCGAUUGGUGGACACUUGGGGUUCUCCUGUACGAGAUGCUUGCGGGUCUUCCACCUUUCUAUGAUGAGGAAACCGAGAAAAUGUACGAGAAGAUUCUGAAUGAUCCUCUCAUUUUCGGCGAAGAGUUCAGCCCAGAAGCUCGCAGCAUUCUUACAGGGCUUCUUAACCGUAAUCCAGCUCAACGGCUUGGAGUCAAAGGAGCCGAAGAAAUCAAAAAACAUCCUUUCUUCCAUAAACAUAUAGAUUUCAAGCUUCUUGCUGCUAAGAAGAUCCAACCACCCUUCAAACCUAGUGUCGCUAGCCCUGUAGAUGUUUCCAAUUUUGACGUGGUUUUCACGGAGGAAGCGCCAGUGGACAGCUUUGUUGAAGAUUCUAAAUUAUCUCAGACUGUUCAGGCUCAAUUCGAUGGCUUCUCCUACAAUGGAGGAACCCACCUCGCCUCACCUUAA